CUUUUUGCAUAAGCCUACAGAAGGAAUUUGAAUUGACUUAGGGAAAAACCUCUACAAGUUCAGUGGACAUCUUUGUCACAAAUGGAGUCUACAGUGUCUGCAACCGUCUUCACCACUUCCCCAAGGGAUAAAAUUAAACCAAACAUGACCAACAAAACUCAAGCUUCCUGUGGAGUUACAGAGGUCUCAGCCCACCCUGCUUUCAUAUUUGCAUACUCACUAGUGUUUCUCAUCAGUCUGGUGCUUAACAGCAUCACAAUGCGGGUUUAUUUCUGUUCCAGUCAGCGUGUCCAGUCCAGCAUCAUGGUCUACAUGAAGAACCUGGCUGCAGCUGACUUCUUCCUUUGUCUUUGUUUACCUUUGCGCAUUGCAUACAAUGCUACCUAUUCCAUAACAAUACGCAACAUUUACUGCAGCUUCGGAGCAACAGCAUUUUAUAUAAACAUGUAUGCAAGCAUUCUCUUCAUGGACAUUAUUGCUGCAAACAGGUAUCUGAAGAUUGUCCGGCAAUUGGAGACUCAUGCUCUACAGAUGGUUCGUACUGCCCGACACAUUUCCAUAGGGACUUGGAUUUCCUUGUUAGCAAUGUCUUUCAUCUAUUUGAUCCUCUUACUUCAGACUUCCUGGGACCUUGAUCCAAAACUUCGGUGCGAGUCCCUGCACAGUCACAACCUUAGAGUGGUUUACAAAAUCAUCCACUGUGUGGCCUUUGCAAUCUUUUUGUUUGUGCUAAUGUCUCUGGUUUUUCUUUAUUGGAAGACUCUGCAAAAGAUCAAACAAGCUCAGCUGUCAACACAGACCAUAUCCAGCAGCCAUAAGUUUAACAAGUCUAAACGCAACAUGCUAGUUCUAGUGGUAGUUUUUUGUGUGUGCUUUGUGCCCUAUCAUUUGGUGAGAUUGCCUUAUGUGUUCAGCAGUGACUGUACAUUUAACAUCCUGAAGGAGCUGACUAUCAUGCUUUCAGUGCUAAAUGUGUGUUUCGAUCCUGUAAUAUACUUUAUCUUCUGCAAGGCCUUUAGGGACCAGCUCAGGAAGAAAUAUUUGCAAAGAUCCAGUGAAGAUCAAACGUGA
Molecule: messenger RNA, 1071 nt
Organism: Labeo rohita (rohu)
Lineage: Eukaryota; Metazoa; Chordata; Actinopteri; Cypriniformes; Cyprinidae
Product: P2Y purinoceptor 14
Exons: 3
Coding region: 82-1071 (329 amino acids)
Biological process (GO): G protein-coupled receptor signaling pathway
Cellular component (GO): membrane
Molecular function (GO): G protein-coupled purinergic nucleotide receptor activity
Source: RefSeq, a predicted model, not a curated record